GCCUUUUCUGGAGUUGGGUGAGAAGGCUCUCAAAUCCCAGGAUGUCAACGAGGUCUCCAGGCUCAUCUGCAAGGCUCAUCAGUCGCGGGCGAACCUCUCGGAGUACGAGCUUGCUUUGAGGAUGGGGGAGGAUCUGGCUUAUCGCGGGGCUCAUGGGAAGGACCCUCAGAUCGCUUGGAAGCCGAACCUUCAGAAAUGGUUCAAGCAUUGCAGGUGCCCAGAGCUGCGAGCGAUGAGGUGGCUUUGUGCACGUUGCAAGGCCAUCGUGCAGCUGAUGCCCUCGAUCGUUGCUGGUGCUGCCUCACCCGAAUCUCGCCGCGUGGUAAGUGAGCUGAUAGAUGCAAUCAACCAGUCGGAGUGGGCCCCUCAGGAGCUGGGCCACUUUGAAAACAAGCAACACCUUCAAGGUAUCAGGGACCUGCUCAAGGUCGGGAAGUGCGUGCACGUGGCAGGCGAUCCUUCCCGCGGAGGGCUCGAAGGCUUCGCGGCCAUGUCAACCCCCUGGCUUGACAGGCUCGAGGCCCUCCUGGCUCACCAGAGGGAGGUGCUCGAGACGCGCACCAAACACUACCAGGGAGUGGCCAAGAAAGACCAGCUCGCCUGGUUGACGGAAAAGCUCAGUCAGGGUGCUCGGAACGCUCACUGCGCCAUCAAAAACCGCAUGGUUUGGAAGCCCUGCACCACGCUGUCCGCCGAAGGGCAGCUCGUCUCUGACCCCCAGCAGCUGCUCGACGCUGAA
Prorocentrum cordatum is the source of this 739-nucleotide messenger RNA. The record is from the annotation of a GenBank genome assembly. NCBI's taxonomy places the organism in Eukaryota, Dinophyceae, Prorocentrales, Prorocentraceae.